Messenger RNA from Styela clava, 709 nucleotides. RefSeq lists its product as uncharacterized. NCBI's taxonomy places the organism in Eukaryota, Metazoa, Chordata, Ascidiacea, Stolidobranchia, Styelidae. The record is from RefSeq and is a predicted model, not a curated record.
CAAGAGAGUAAAUUAAAUAAAUAUAAAAAGAUCUCCACAACAAGGAAAGUCAAUUAUCACACUAAUGCUUUUGUAGUGCCGAUAAGUCACAUCUUAUAGCUGAACCCGUAACUUGAAAAUGGGUAGUGAAGCGUCAAAAGAAAGGAAGCGGAAAGAAAGGGAUGAAGAACGUAAUCAGAAAAAGGCCAUUGAAGAUGAAUUACGUAAGCGUUAUGAAGAAGAUCGCAAACGUCACGAUGAAGACCGUGAACGGAAAAAAGUGUUUGAAGAUGAAUUACUUAAGCGUGCUGAAGAAGAUCGUAAACGGAUAAAUGUCAUUGAAGAUGAACAGAGAAAGCACAAGAACGAGAUGGAUAAAUUGGAAUCAAAAAGGAAAAUAAACGAUUUGGAGCACGAGAAAAAGAAGGAAAAUAAUCGCCACAAAGAAGCUAUAGUCAGAGAGAUCGGCAAUAUUUACGAGAAGCAUUUUAUCACGUGUGAAAAAGCCGGAUUGUCAACAAAUGAAGCAGAGGAAAAGUUUAAUAUAAGGCUCGGUGGACUCAUGAGAAAAUUAGAGUUGAAUCUCGACGAACUUCCGAAAUAACUGCCUUCACGGAUCACUACAUAUGGGAUCUCAAGCUGCGACAGACGAAUAUCAUAUUUUAUAAUUUAGUUGUCGAUUUAUCGAGUAAAUAUAACAGAGUUCCAUGAUCAUAUAAUAUAAUAAUUU